Messenger RNA from Sceloporus undulatus (fence lizard), 5571 nucleotides. RefSeq names its product XK related X-linked (gene XKRX). The transcript is spliced from 4 exons. The coding region runs from base 911 to 2281 and encodes 456 amino acids. Lineage: Eukaryota; Metazoa; Chordata; Lepidosauria; Squamata; Phrynosomatidae. The record is from RefSeq and is a predicted model, not a curated record. Gene Ontology annotation, cellular component: membrane.
GCCUGGACAGAAAAGAACAAAGAAGAAAGAGAGAGAGUCUUCAUGUUCCCAUGUGCAUUUCUUGGAGACUACUACCCAUCUCAAGGUGGAUUCCAAGAAGGCAGAGUUAGCUAUAGGCAGUUCUGAAGUACAUCCAUCUCUCUGCAAGCAACCAUAAUUGUCAAACUCUGUGUACAUUUUAAACACCCUCUUGUGCUUCUGGUGCUUCUUCUUCCAGUUUUAGUCAAUGAAGAUGGAAGGCUGAGUUGAACAAGACCAGAAAGUUUUGCUCCUGCACAACUCGCUUCAAGACAGCGAAAUGAAAUAGAAGAACUGCUCCAACAGAAUAGACUGCUGUUCUGAGAAAGAGAAGACCAACUAUCCAGCGGCUUUGGUACGAACCAGAACUGCGCAUGAGUCCUUAAAGCCCUGCUGCCCAGGGUCCAGAGGAGACCCUCCUGCGCCCAGGGCCUGAGGCUGGGCUCUGUCCCACGUGGCUCUGCUGCUGCUGCUGCCCAAGGAAGAAGCCAAGGAGCCCUCUCUCUGCCUGGCAUGGACUGCCCUCCCCAGCCAGCCUCCCUGGCGGCGCCUGGGCUGCUGCCCUCCUUCCCCUGACUGGACCCCUCUGGCUUUCCUUUGGGGGAGGAGGGGGAGGGCAACCCCAAAGACCCUCCUCCCCGGGGGGCCUCAGUGGGGGCCUCUGGGAAAUGGGCGCCCAGGAAGAAGGGAGCGCCUCUGGGCUCUGAAGGCUUUGCUUCUGGGGCUGGAGACUGGCAUUGGGGGUUUCUGUGUGUCUUUGCUUUGAGAAAGAGAGAGAGAGAGAGAGAUUGAGGAAGCACCUGUUGAGGCAAGGGGCUCUGUCUGUCAAAGGGGAGCUGCCUAACAAGCCAAAGGCUCCAUUGGAGGAGAGGACCCCUGCCCUUGGACCAAGAUGGACCCUGCCAGGGAGGCCUCCAUCGGGGAGUGCCCUGAGCUGCUGCCUUCCUCCUCUGCCCAGAGGAGCCAUUCCCGCCACAUUCUGCGCAAAGUGGCCUCCCAGGUGGUGACCCAGACCAACCCUCCGGUGGGCAUCGUCUUCACCACUUUGCUCUACUGCGGGGAGCUGGCCUCGGCCUGCGUGGUCAGCUUCGCCUACAGUCGCUCGGAGGACAUCUUCUGGCUCUCCUUGACCCUGCUCCUGAUGCUCAUCCCUUCCGUCAUGGACCAGUUCACCCUCAUCUUCGUCCACCGGGACCUGACCAGCGACAAGCCCUUCAUCUUCUUCAUGCACCUGGUGCUGCUGGGGCCUCCCAUCAGGUGCUUAGAGGCCAUAGUGAUUUUCUAUAGGUUGGGGAGAGAGGAAGAGCCAUACGUCACCAUCACUCGCAAGAAGCAUAUCCACAAUAACUCCGAGUUUGAGCUGGAGCAAGAAGUGGGGCACUCGGUGCGCAGGCUGGUCACUCAUCGCAAUGCCUUCAAGCGCAUGGCCGUCAUUCAGGCAUUCCUGGGCUCGACCCCACAGCUCACCCUGCAGCUGUAUGUCAGCGUUGUGGAGCAAUAUGUCCCCACCAGCAGAGCAGUUCUCAUGUGCAUCUGUCUGCUGUCAGUCACCUAUGGAGCAUUGGUCUGCAACGUCUUGGCAAUCCAGAUCAAAUAUGAUGACUACAAGAUUCGCCUGGGUCCACUGGGCUUCAUCUGCAUUAUUCUCUGGCGUAGCUUGGAAAUCUCUACCCGGAUCACCAUCUUGGUUCUUUUUGGGAGUGUCUUCAAGCAGUACGCAAUGGCUGUUGGUGGGGCCAGCUUCCUGGUGUUUUUUUUCCUACCAUGGGUCCAGUUUUGGAAGACUGGCAGCCGGCUGCCUGACCAUGUGGAAAAGAAUUUUAGCUGGGUGGGAACAGUCACUGUCCUGUGCACUAUCACUUUGCUCUAUGCUGGUAUCAAUGUCUUUUGCUGGUCGGCCGUGCAGCUCACAUUGGCUGACCGAGACUUGAUUGCCAAGUCGCAAAAUUGGGGGUGUUUAGUUUUGUACUAUGUCUUUCGGGGAGUGGAGAACAUUGUGCUGGUGCUUGCCUGGUACUUUUUCAAGACGGAUGUCUACGAGUACGUCUGCACCCCAAUGUUAGUGUUGCAACUAAUGGUGGCCUACUGCAUGGCCAUCAUGUUCAUGCUGUUCUUCAUGCAAUAUCUCCACCCCUGCCGCCGCCUCUUUACACACAACAUCUCUGACUUCUUACAGUGUGUCUGCUGCAAGCGAGCGAAAGCCGUCACACCCCUGCAUCUCGAGCCCCCCUGGGAACCUGGUGUAAGGCAUAGCAUUGUCUGAUGGAAGUGAUCCGAACCAAAUCAUGAGCCAAAUUGCUGAUUUGCAUCAAGCAGGAAGUACCACACACCUUGCCUGAGGGUACUGAAGAGAUAGGCCUUAGGUUUAUGGUGCUAUGAUCCAUGUACAAGGUGUGGUGAUGGUAGUGACCAGAUUGAGCCUUUUGGAGCAUCAUCUGGACCAGUGGGCCAAAUCAUGAGGGGCAAUCGGUACGAUUUUACUUCAUGGAUCUCCCUGCAUAGUCAGGAGCAGUCAAGCAAGGUGUGCCCAUAAAGCUGAGGCAAACAUAUUUGGAACAAGUGACUUAGGCUGGCAGGGCUGGUCCAGUCACUGAAGAGACUGUGCUGUCUGUCUGCUGGAAUGUUUACCUCAGUGGCAUCCCUUUGUAAAAUGCUCGUUUCAAGGAUAUUUCACAUAGUUGGAAAAUCGAAACAAGCUUACUUGCAGGGAAGGGGUGACUCGUUUAACGAUCAACCAGGAGAUCUUCUGGACACAAUCCUUCUAACACACAGUGUCCUUAUUACACAACAGGCCUCCUGAGGUCAUAUAUAAUUGUGCCCUAAUAUGUUAAAGGGGUCUGAACACACACUUUUGACUUGCCUGUUGUAGCUUUUAUGAUGUGUCGUCUUUGUCCUUCCCUUAUUGUAUUUAUUUAUUUGUUUGACUUGAGAAUGGAUGAUGUUUAAAUCCAAAGUGUGCCAGGAAAUUUUUUAAAAGGAAUUUGGCUUUGUCUAAUGCUUGUCUUUCUCCCAAUGGCACUGGGGGCAAUGUGACGCCUGUUUUAAUAGAGAAGCUCAGAUAAUCCUGGGCUAGAAGAAAAUGAGCCUGUGCUGCUCAUGUCUGGAUGGUGCUCCAGUAGUGCUGGAGCUGGGUGUGUAUUUGUAUCACAGCAAGGGACUGUUUAAGGGGUGCUUUAAGCAGCACCAUAGCCUGGAAACACUACUUUUUGGACUAAAAUUUUCAGAACAGAGACUGUUGCCCAAAUACCGCAGACUGUGUGGCCAUUGGCCUAUGGAAGUUUUAGCAAAAUAAAUAAAUAAAUACAAAUAAAAUACAUACACUCCACCAAAACAGGUACUGAAGUCUGAGGAGCACCCUUCUCUAUGGAAGAUGUGAUGAAACUUUGGGGGUUGAGGUCAGCCUAAGUGACUCUGCAUGAUGACUUGGUUCGGGAGGUUCACCACUUCAUGUACAUUAUCAUGUUAAUGAAAAGAGGUCAUUUUAUUAUGCUCUGGGCAUGGGCUGCUGAUUUUCAUGCAUGACUACAUGCAUUUAGGUAAAAACAGCACUAUUUGUAUACAAGAAUGAAGUGACAGCAGUCUUGGGGGAAAAGCCUCAUUUGUAGAAGUCCAAAUAAAGCCCCCCCCCCCCCCCGGACGGGGAUUAAAAAGAAAAAACCUAGUAAAAACAAACCCAUUCCAGUGUCUCUAGAAUGCUGAGUACUGGAUCAGGGUCAUGAAGGAGGGUUCAGCUGACUGACAAAACCACACUGCAACAUGUUGUUGCACUUCCCCUGUCUUCUACUGUAAGCCGCGUGCUUCAUUCAGGGCCAGAAAUGGAGUUUUACAAUGGCAAGGUUAUUUCCAGAGUGUUUAUAAUUAUUCUAUCGUGUAUUUUCUCUUAAUAUGAAAAGAAACCAAUGAAAGAAACUGGGUGAUUCAUUCAGUGUGUGAGCAGUACAACAAGGCCACCAACAAGUAGGACUGGAAAUGCUGCUCACCAGGAGUCAUGGGAUUUUAAUCUUCCAUUGUUUAUUUAGUGAUAAGAUCUCAGAUCAGUUGCUGUUACCAUUUUGGUCAUAGCUGAUGAGAUGCCUGCUACCAGGCAGAGAGUUACACCAAGGGGCAGACUUCAUCACUUGCAGCAAUGAUAUAUGCAGCAAUGGUAUAGCCAGAAAAAUGAACAUUCGCGUACAUUUGUAACAGUCCGAAAUCUUCACUUUCCCUGGUUGUACUCAAAUAUGAAAUCUUGAAUUCAAUGCAGAAAUUUUGCAUUUUUAACCUCAACAUUCAAGAGCUUUAGACUUCAUGUAAUUCAGAUAGUUCUGGUAGGCAGCAAAUAUGGAAUGUUAUAAUAAUGUGACAAAUACUAUGCACCAUUGCAUGUUGUCUGUGAGGUGUUGUUGAGUGCCAGACAUCAGUAAUGACAUUAGUUAUUGACUACUACUGCAUGCCAGUCACCAAAUAUUGCUAAACAUAAAGUACCAUUACAGUUCAGCUGUUCAGUAUUGUGAAAGUGUCAGUGAUGAAAUAAAGUUUUGUUAAAAUACAAUUUUUAUCAAAGUUGGAAAGUGGCAACAGCAACCAAAUAUGGGGGUAUUCCCCAAAUAAUGUAAAGUCGAAGGUGUUCACGGCCGGCAUUCAUGGUUUUUUUGUGGGUUUUUCAGGCUAUGUGGCAGCGUUCUGGAAGAAUUCCUGAUGUUUUGCCAGCAUGAAAACCCACAAAAAACUAUCCCCAAAUAAUGCUUAUUUGUCAUUUAAAUACCAUGAAGAGCUUAUCAUAGAAUAUAUGGUUCAUAGCCUCACACCCAGUGCAUACCCUCCAACAUCUCACAGAUGAAAACUGGGACACAUAUGGCUAAAAACAAAGUGUAGGACACAAACUGACUGUGGCAGUUUGCUUUUGCCUUAGCCUUUUGGGAAGGGCAAGACUCUGCCCUUUCUCUCUUUGCUGAGUUGAGUGCAAACUACUUUUGCAUUUUGAAAUCAGUCUGCUGCAACUGAAGUAAUAAAUAAGUAAUCUGAGAACAAAGGGAAAAAUGGGAGAGAGAAAAUGGGACAUUUAAAGGUAGCUUCCUCCUUCUCUUUCACUUUCCACUUUUGUUACCACCAGAGGUCCAGUUUUACUUCAUCAAAGAGGACUUUUAAAGUGCCAGGAUGUUUCUGCUCCCCAAUAUUGCUUUGCAGCCCAAACUGGCAAAAUGUUAUAGCUUCAGAUGAAACCAUAUUGAAACUAUGAUAUUAAGACUAUAGAGAGCCAGUGUGUUUUACAAAAGGCACAACCAGAUUAAGUAUGUAGCAAGAGCUUGUAGCACCUUUGAGACUGAAAGAAAGAAGUUGGCAGCAUGAGCUUUCGAAGACUUCAGUCCCCAAAUACAUCUGAAGAAACAGGCUUAAGUGCACCCAUUAUUUUCUGGUUUUUUUUUUUAAUUUGAAAAAGAUUAAAUGCAAAAACAGAUGUGAAUUUGUAAUUUUUAGAAAUGGUACUAAAUAUAGAAUAUAAGUAUCUGAACUGGAGCCGGUUUGUCAAAAGUCUGGCAUAUAUAUAAAUGUAAAUGUAUAAUACAAACGUGA